AUGUCUACAAAUGCACGAAGAAGACUGAUGCGUGAUUUCAUGCGCAUGCAACAUGACCCUCCAACUGGAGUUUCAGCAUCACCAGUGGCUGAUAAUGUUAUGAUUUGGAAUGCUGUAAUUAUUGGUCCUGAAGGUACACCAUUUCAAGAUGGAACAUUUAGGUUGGCAUUACAAUUUGAUGAACAAUAUCCUAAUAAACCUCCACAAGUCAAAUUUGUAUCUGAAAUGUUUCAUCCAAAUGUUUAUCCAACAGGUGAAUUAUGUCUUGAUAUUUUGCAAAAUAAAUGGUCUCCAACUUAUGAUGUAGCAGCAAUCUUAACAUCUAUUCAAUCAUUAUUAAAUGACCCUAAUACUGCAUCCCCGGCUAAUGUUGAGGCUUCUAAUUUGUUUAAAGAUCAUAGAACUCAGUAUAUUAAACGAGUUCGAAGUACAGUAGAGAAAAGUUGGGUGGACGAUGAUGAUGAUGAUGACGAUGAUGAUGACGAUGAAGAUGAUGAUGAUGAUGAAGAUGAAGACGAUGACGAGGAAGACGAUGAAGAUGAUGAAGAAAUGUCUGGAAAUGAAAAAUGA
Messenger RNA from Magnusiomyces paraingens, 570 nucleotides. RefSeq lists its product as uncharacterized. Gene Ontology annotation, molecular function: ubiquitin conjugating enzyme activity. Lineage: Eukaryota; Fungi; Ascomycota; Dipodascomycetes; Dipodascales; Dipodascaceae. Gene Ontology annotation, biological process: DNA repair; protein polyubiquitination; proteasome-mediated ubiquitin-dependent protein catabolic process. Gene Ontology annotation, cellular component: HULC complex. The record is from RefSeq and is a predicted model, not a curated record. Bases 1 to 570 code for a protein of 189 amino acids. The transcript has 2 exons.